Thunnus maccoyii (southern bluefin tuna) is the source of this 3163-nucleotide messenger RNA. RefSeq names its product cyclin F (gene ccnf). NCBI's taxonomy places the organism in Eukaryota, Metazoa, Chordata, Actinopteri, Scombriformes, Scombridae. Gene Ontology annotation, biological process: mitotic cell cycle phase transition; regulation of cyclin-dependent protein serine/threonine kinase activity. Bases 344 to 2689 code for a protein of 781 amino acids. The transcript is spliced from 17 exons. Gene Ontology annotation, molecular function: protein binding; cyclin-dependent protein serine/threonine kinase regulator activity. Gene Ontology annotation, cellular component: nucleus; cyclin-dependent protein kinase holoenzyme complex; centrosome. The record is from RefSeq and is a predicted model, not a curated record.
GGGGCGUACCCGUGCUCGACCAGUCAGAUUGAAUAUGGAGUUUAAACUCUGAGCGCGGGCGGUCCUAGAGUAGCUUUGGGGCGGGCCCAGCAAUUGAGGACGCGUGCUUGAAUUUGAAUUCAGGCAAGAGCUGACAACUUCUUAAGAUAUUAGUUAACUACUGCAGCAUAACAGAGACAGCGAGCUGUAUUGUGACACGAAUAUAUAAUUUCCUGGUGAAUUCGACUCUACGUUUGUGAGUGUGUAGUAUUUAGCGAGUAUCACUGCAACAUUUAAAUCGCUACUCCGUGCUGUAACGUUAGCUACAGGCAUCACUGUCCGAGGAGAGAUCACUGCACUUGCAAUGAAAGCGGGCGUAGUCCACUGCCGUUGCUCAAAAUGCUACUCGGUUCCGGCACGGAAGCGGGUCCGUAAGCGAACUCCAACUGUCACCUUGCUGUCUCUCCCUGAGGAGGUCCUCCUUUGUGUGCUCCAGUGCCUCUCUGCUGAGGAUCUGCUGUCUGUCAGAGCGGUUCACUCCCAGCUGCGGGACAUUGUUGACAACCAUUCCAGUGUUUGGGCCAGGGUCAGUUUCAGAGACACGUGGCCAUCCCCCAACAGCUUAUGGUUAUUUGAAAGAGCUGCAGAAAAGGGAAAUUUUGAAGCAGCUGUGAAAUUAGGGAUUGCUUAUUUGUACAAUGAAGGACCAUUGUUGAGCGAUGAGGGGCGAGCGGAUGUAUGUGGUCGGAAGGCCUCCCACUUCUUCAGCCUGGCCGAGAGCCUGCGCUCUCCUUUGGCAGAUCCCUUUAUCUGGGUGUUCAUCCGUCCACCAUGGUCGCCCACUGGCAGCUGCUGCAAGGCCGUGGUGUUUGACCGUCUCAAGGCUGAGUGUGACGACAACAUGGAGAAGAAGGGGCCCUUGUUGCACUGUUUGGCCAGAGUUUUGCAGCUGUUUGAAGAGGAUGAAAGACGUUCAGACGCCAUAUCGAUGCUGGAAGAGUCUUCGCAGGCUGGCUGUUUACAGAGCUCCUACCUGUUAUGGGAGCACAACCGUAAAGCAGCUAUGGCAGAUCCAGGCAGGUACCUUCAAUGUGUACGAACUCUGAGGGACUAUGCUGGCAAAGGAUGCUGGGAGGCACAGCUCUCUCUGGCCAAAGUGUGCAGCAGUGGGAAUCCACUGGGUUUGGAGGCAAAGGCCUGCUCUGACUUAGUGGCCCAGCUUUUCAGUUCUUCUAACCUGGCAUCGCGUCGCUGUGCUCAGAGCAUCCUCAGACGAGGCAUCAAGGACACCAUGAGGUACAUCCUGGUGGACUGGCUUGUGGAGGUGACCACCAUGAAGGACUUCUCCAGCCUGACGCUGCAUGUUACAGUGGGUUGUGUGGACCGCUACCUGGCUCUGCGCUCUGUCCCUAAGGCUCGCCUACAGUUGUUGGGAAUUGCCUGUAUGGUAGUUUGUACACGCUAUAUCAGUAAAGAAAUCCUGACCAUACGAGAAGCUGUUUGGCUCACAGACAACACCUACAAGUAUGAGGACUUGGUUCGGAUGAUGGGAGAGGUUGUCUCUGUGCUGGGGGGAAAGAUCAGGAGCCCCACACUGCUGGACUACGGGGAGGUGCUGCUGUCUCUGCACCCUCUAGAGAGGCGGACCACUCACCUGUUCAGCUACAUCUGUGAGCUGUCCCUGCUCUACUCUGCUCUCGCCACACCACCUCCUGCCAAACUGGCCUGCGCUGCACUGCUGCUUACACGUGCUCUACAUCAUUAUGCUCCUAUCUGGCCCAGCCAGUUAGCUGACUACACAGGUUUCUCCAAGCAAGACCUCACCCCCCUCUCUGUGCUGCUCUAUGUCAAGUGUUUCAGUCAAGAUGUUCCCAAAGAUUACAGGCACGUGUCUCUUACUGGUGUUAAGCAACGGUUUGAGGAUGAGGCCUACCAGCACAUCAGCAAAGAGAAGGUAAUGGAUUUUAAAGAGCUGUGUCAGAUCUUGGAGAUUCCUGAAGUGGAGCCUCAGAUGGAGCCUCCCAGUCCUACCAGCCAACCAGCAGACAUCCACACCUUCCUCGCCUCCCCAUCCAGCACCAACAAGAGGAGACGUGAUGACAACAUGCAGGCCCACAGAGGCAGCUUUGUGGCCACUCCCACGGCGGAGCUGUCCAAUCAGGAGGAGACACUGCUGGGCGACAUCCUGGACUGGAGUCUGGACACUUCCUGUUCUGGCUAUGAGGGGGACCAAGAGGAGAGUGAGGGGGAGAAAGAUGGCGAUUCUUCAAUGAUAUCCAUCAAACUGCACCCACUCACUGAUGAAGACAAAAGACUAGAGCACUGCAGAGCCCUCUCCAGCGAUGAAGACAGCUUCUGUGAAGUGGAACGAGAGGCGAACAAGGAUUGCCAAGACCAGGAACCUCUUUUCUUCUCUGCAGACCUUCACAGUUCAGGAUACUCCUCCGUCCAGAGUGUUAGCCCUUCAUCUACAUGCUCCUCCUCCCUUGUGCCUUGCACACUCAAGACAUUUACUUCCUUGGGCGCAGCCUCUGCCAGUUCCCAGCCAGGAUUCCGCCUUUUGGUGCCCAUGCAGAGGCCUCGGGGUACCUCCAGCAAACAAGUGAAGAGGAAGAACUCAGCGGCUCACAGUGGAGGUGAGGUGGAAAGGGAAGAGGAGGAAGGGGAAGUAGACGAGAAUUCUGCCGGUGCGGGGUUUCUGAGCCUUUAGACCGUGGUUGUUCAACUGGCCUCAAGCUGUUUACAGACCACCUGCUCAGUUAUUAUCCUCCAGCACUUUUCUUUUGUUCUUGAUGCUGUUCCUCACUCCUGUCAGUGUGCACUGGUCCGUCAGUUGCCAGAAGAUCGAGACUUUGAAGGUAAAGACAAGUAAGGGAAAAUAAAUAAAUAUUAAUUACCUAGAGACUUGCCUUUCUAUUACAUUGCAUUUCAUUUCCGUGUUUACAGGCAUGGAGCAAAAUACCUCCCAUAGACCGAAACAGUACACCCUUUGACUCGCAGUUAGCUCUGAAACCACUGGAACAUGACUUGACUUUCCUCAGGACCCUGGUACAAUAGUUGCCAUUUUUGUUGUUUUACAGCCUUCUACAACAACCUAUCUCAGAUCACGUUGGAUAGUUGUUAAAUAAAUGAAACCUCAUGGACUUGUUCAUUGUGGAAAACAUUAAACAUAACUGUCAUGUUA